Molecule: messenger RNA, 822 nt
Organism: Saccharomyces eubayanus
Lineage: Eukaryota; Fungi; Ascomycota; Saccharomycetes; Saccharomycetales; Saccharomycetaceae
Gene: RFA2
Product: Rfa2p
Exons: 2
Coding region: 1-822 (273 amino acids)
Biological process (GO): DNA replication; nucleotide-excision repair; double-strand break repair via homologous recombination
Cellular component (GO): site of double-strand break; nucleus; chromosome, telomeric region
Molecular function (GO): DNA binding
Source: RefSeq, a predicted model, not a curated record
AUGGCAACUUAUCAACCUUAUACCGAAUAUUCAUCAGUCACAGGCGGUGGUUUUGAGAACUCAGAGUCCCGUCCUGGUAGUGGCGAAUCCGAACCGAACACUAGAGUCAACACACUAACGCCCGUGACGAUCAAACAAAUCCUCGAGUCCAAACAGGAUAUCCAAGACGGUCCUUUCGUUUCACAUAAUCAAGAACUUCACCAUGUUUGCUUUGUCGGUGUGGUGAGAAACAUUACAGACCAUACUGCGAAUAUUUUUUUAACAAUUGAAGAUGGUACUGGCCAAAUCGAAGUGAGAAAGUGGAGCGAAGAUGCUAACGAUUUGGCUGCUGGUAAUGAUGACUCUUCUAGUAAAGGGUAUGGUUCACAGGUGGCUCAGCAAUUUGAAAUCGGUGGCUACGUUAAAGUUUUUGGUGCAUUGAAAGAAUUUGGUGGGAAGAAAAACAUACAGUAUGCUGUGAUUAAGGCUAUAGAUUCAUUUAACGAAGUAUUAACGCAUCAUCUCGAAGUUAUUAAAUGUCAUUCUAUUGCUAACGGUAUGAUGAAACAACCUUCGGAAAGUACUUCCAAUGAAAACGGUCAGUCCUUGUUUGUCAAGGAGGAUGCUGAUACUUCUGCCGGUGGUAGUCCAUUACAACGAAUUUUAGAGUUUUGUAAAAAGCAAUGUGAUGGCAAGGACGCAAACUCAUUCGCUGUUCCGAUUCCGUUGAUUUCUCAAUCUCUAAAUUUGGAUGAAACGACCGUCAGAAAUUGUUGUACGACUUUGACUGACCAAGGUUUCAUUUAUCCAACUUUCGAUGACAACAACUUUUUUGCCUUAUAA